Messenger RNA from Strigops habroptila (Kakapo), 708 nucleotides. RefSeq names its product predicted GPI-anchored protein 58. NCBI's taxonomy places the organism in Eukaryota, Metazoa, Chordata, Aves, Psittaciformes, Psittacidae. The coding region runs from base 1 to 708 and encodes 235 amino acids. The transcript has a single exon. The record is from RefSeq and is a predicted model, not a curated record.
AUGCGGAACCGGCCGGGCUGCCAGCGCCACACGUCAGGGAGGGCGGGGGAGCGGGGCCGCGGGGCGGGGAGCGCCGCGCAGGGGUGGGACCAGCCGGGGCACCGGCACCCCGCACCCCGGCAUCCCGCACCCCACAGUCUGACAUCCCUGCAUCCCGCACCCCACAGCCCGGCAUCCCGCAGCCCAGCAUCCCCACAGCCCGCACCUCGGGACUCCGCACCCGCCAUCCCUUGGCACCCUUGUGCCCUCGAGCCGGCAGUUCCGGCACCCCACGGCAACCUCGGUGCCCCCUGGCCCCUCCGCACCACGGCGCUCCGGCAAUUCGCACCCCUCAACCGGGUGCGCUCGCCCCAGCUCUCAGCCUCCCAGCCCCGGGCAGCCCCGGCGACCCGUCCCGGUGCCGCCGCAGUCCCGCCCGGGCCAGCCCGCAGGGACAGGCUCUGUGCGGAGACCCCGCUUCUCAGUCCUGCGCCUGGGAGCAAGGAGGCCAAGGACCGGAGGCUGGCCGGGCUUCCCAGCACCAACCCCGCCGGCCCUGGGCAGCAGACACGGGGGCAGGGAGGGCUGCAGGGCAACCCCUCGGCCCCACGGGAAGUGGGCGCCUUCCCAUCUCAUCCCACCCCAGCCCGGCCGGCUCAUGCCCCACACGAUGCUGUCUCCCCUGUACACGGGUCAAGGGCUGUCAGCCCCAGCUCCACUGGCACUUAG